This is a messenger RNA of Rotaria socialis, 345 nucleotides long. The record is from the annotation of a GenBank genome assembly. Lineage: Eukaryota; Metazoa; Rotifera; Eurotatoria; Philodinida; Philodinidae.
AUGAAGUCAAGAAAAGCUCCAGAUAGUGACGAAAUGACAGUUGAUAUCCUAAAAGCUGGUGGUGAGCCAGUUUUAAGAUGGCUUGUUAAACGCUUCGCUGAUGUAUGGAUUAACGAACAGAUGGUAAAGGAAUGGAGCGUGACAACUCUAAUCAGAUUAUACAAAAAUAAAGGUGAUAAAAAAAUUCGUGAUAAUUACAGAGGUAUCGCAUUAUUGAAUAUAACAAGUAAGAUAUUCUCACGUAUCAUACAUAAUCGUAUUCAAGAUCUAAUAAACGGUCAACUACUUGAGAUACAAUCUGGUUUCAGACCAAACAGAUCUACUAUGGAUCAAAUAUUCACUUAA